AUGACGUUUGAACAGAGCGACGAGAUGCCACGAGGGAUGAACGACAUGUACAACUGGUUUAACCAAUUUCACUUUUCAAGAGCGGUGAAAAAUACAGCACGAGAUUUUAGUGAUGCCGUAUUGCUGGCUGAAAUUCUGGCUCAAUUGGUCCCGGCUUGGGUCCAGCUUCACAAUUAUCCAUCUGCGCAUCGCUUCCAGCAAAAACUGAGUAAUUGGGAAACGCUAAACCGGAAAGUACUUACGCGUCUCAAGUGUGGAAUUUCACGCAGGCACCAGGAGGAUCUCGCCAACUCCGUACCUGGAGCAAUUGAGCUGCUCCUGAUCCAAGUGAAAAAAACAGUAUGA
Messenger RNA from Phytophthora nicotianae INRA-310, 345 nucleotides. RefSeq lists its product as hypothetical. Bases 1 to 345 code for a protein of 114 amino acids. Gene Ontology annotation, cellular component: axoneme. The record is from RefSeq and is a predicted model, not a curated record. Gene Ontology annotation, biological process: regulation of cytoskeleton organization. Gene Ontology annotation, molecular function: microtubule binding. The transcript is spliced from 3 exons. NCBI's taxonomy places the organism in Eukaryota, Oomycota, Peronosporomycetes, Peronosporales, Peronosporaceae.